Candidozyma haemuli is the source of this 1995-nucleotide messenger RNA. It is a transcript of the gene DPB2, whose product is annotated as DNA polymerase epsilon noncatalytic subunit. The transcript has a single exon. The record is from RefSeq and is a predicted model, not a curated record. Gene Ontology annotation, cellular component: epsilon DNA polymerase complex. NCBI's taxonomy places the organism in Eukaryota, Fungi, Ascomycota, Pichiomycetes, Serinales, Metschnikowiaceae. The coding region runs from base 1 to 1995 and encodes 664 amino acids. Gene Ontology annotation, biological process: error-prone translesion synthesis; DNA-templated DNA replication. Gene Ontology annotation, molecular function: DNA binding.
AUGUCAGGACCAGCGUCCCUCCCUGUUAAACUAGUUCCUUCUAAUAUACGGCCUAUAGCCUAUCGAAUACUAUCCAAAAAACAUGGUCUUAAUAUCCAAACAGAUGCGCUUUCUGUAUUAACUGAUGUCAUUGGGCUUCGCUUUGGCGCUGAAUGGAGAGGGCCCAAAGCACAAUUAUUCAUUGAAGAAAUUGCCAAAUCUUGGAAGCUUCAGGAUCGUGGGCUCUUCGUGGAUGGUCCAGGCCUAGAGCAGGUCGUCAAGGAGCUCAGCAAAGAGAAGAGUGUCGAGAGAGAUGAACCCCAGAAGGCUCUGCGCUCAGACACUUUGAUGGACAUCGACUCAGAAGCUGCUAAGCUGAAAGAUGAAGUGGUAAUUAAUUGGACAGACUACUUUAAUUUCGUUACUCCUGAUACACAACCAAACUUCGAGUUUGACCGAGUCAGAAAGCAGUUCGUGCCGAGGCCUGUCGCCGGUUCCAAGUUGAAAAGCUCACUUAAGGCUGCAACCGAUUACUUCAAUUCCAGAUACUUUCUUCUAGUCGAUCGUUUAUCCAGACACGAGAACUUCCAGAAGCAAUCUUUCUCGAGUCUUGCGGCCAUCAACACUACUUUGAACAAGGACGACGUGAAGUACGAUAUAACCUUGAUUAAAAAUGUCUUGGGACGUGAUGGUGGUAGGUUCAUCUUGUUUGGACUUUUGUCGAAGAACAUUAAUGGCAACUAUAUUCUCGAAGACUCCACUGACCACAUUGAACUUGAUUUCACCCAUACCCUCCCAACCGAGGGAUCUUUCUAUAUGCCUGGAAUGUUCCUUAUCGUGGAGGGUAUCUAUUCGGCAUCAGGGGGUUCUAUGAGCAAUGACGCGUCGGUGAUCAGUGGUCGUUUCCAUGUUUCCAAUGUAAGUCAUCCACCUCCGGAGAGACGUGAUGUGGCAUUGAAAACGUACGGCUACCUAGAUUUCAUGGGCAUCCUUGGCGGAAAUUCGAAAUCAAUUGGAACUACAGGAAAAAUUGAUAAGCCUCUUAGGAAGAAACUAAGUGCUGUGGAGAAAGCUCUUGGUGGACAUAAGAUCAUAUACCUUGGAGCUAAUUGCUUCCUUGACGACAAGAAAAUAAUGGCUGGACUCAAAAAAUUUUUCACUAAAAUCGAGGAUUCGCUUGUUGAGCAACAGAAUUCCGAUGAACAAGAAACUCCAUUGGCCAUAGUCAUGACAGGCUCUUUUUCGUCCCAACCCUUGACUGCUGUCAACGGAUCGAGCACUCAAGUGUCUAACUCUGAGAACUACAAAAGCAGCUUUGAUGAUUUUGCAGCACUAUUAGCCAAUUAUCCAGUGGUGAUCAAAACAUGCAAACUUGUCUUGAUUCCAGGACCGAAUGACCCUUGGCAAUCAUCUUAUUCUUUGGGUAGAGGAAGCCUAACUAAUUUGCCGCAGAAGCCAAUCCCGAAAGUGUUCGUGACCAGACUUGAAAGACUUCUUCCCAAAGGAAAUCUUAUCUUUGGUGGUAACCCAAUGCGGGUUAAUUACUUAUCCCAAGAGAUUGUGAUCUACAGGGAUGACUUAAUGAACAAGCUAAAACGUAACGAUAUUGUCUUCCAAGAGAAACUAGACCAGUUAAUGGCAGAAGCGGAGAAAGAAAACAUAGAAGAAGGAUUGGACGCAAAGAGGAUCGUGGGAGACCAGAGCGGCUACUUGAGCACCAAAAUCAAACAAGCGAGACAAUUGGUGAAAACCAUACUCGAUCAAGGUAAUCUACAACCAUUUUUGAAGGAUCUUAAAGUGAUUGAUCCAAACUAUCUGCAUGUGUUACGAAUCGAGCCGUUACCUACCACGCUAGUGCUCUUUGAUUCCCGCUUCGAAUCGUUUGAGGUUACCUACAAUGGUUGUAAAGUGGUUAACAUUGGGGAUAUCAUCAACAAUAAGAACUCAAAGACAUUGAACUAUGCAGAAUAUUACCCAACUAACAAAAGUUAUGCAUUUAGAGAGCAGUACUUUUAG